Molecule: messenger RNA, 903 nt
Organism: Microthlaspi erraticum
Lineage: Eukaryota; Viridiplantae; Streptophyta; Magnoliopsida; Brassicales; Brassicaceae
Source: the annotation of a GenBank genome assembly
AUGGUUCGACCAACGCUCCCUACUCCAAACCAAAAUGGUUUUGCUCCAAACCAAAUCAACCCAAAUAUGAGGACGCACGAGUCCCAGAUGGUUCGACCAACGCUCCCUACUCCAAACCACAACAACCAUGCGGGUCUGUCUUCUCUACCAUCAGGUCUUGCUUCGUUCUAUCAUGGCCCACCAGCCUCUUCAUCGUCCUCGAGAUUCAACCAGUCACGUGUGGUGCCUUAUCAUCAGAUGAGAAGCAACAUGGUUUCUCCCGCCGGAUUUACUUACCGACAGCCUCAGUUCUCCGGUUACGUCAACUCUCAGUUUCCUCCAGCUGUUUUGACCACUCAAGCUGUCCCGAACAGGCUUCAUGUUAGUGCUUCUACCAAUAUGGUCACAAAUCAAAAUGUCCGUGAACGUGGCGAUCGAGUCGUGAAUUCUAUUCUGCAUCAACUCAUUCCUCCUCAAGCUCUUGAUCACGCUGCUUUGCUACCAGAAGAGAUAGAAGAGCCCUUUCAUCAAUAUUCAGACCCUUUUUCCAUGUCGCCAACAAACAGUCAGGACCAUGUUUCUCAAGAUGGUCGGCCCAAGAAGAAAAUCCGUACAGAAGCGGAGUUCUUUGAAGCAAUCAAUGAUUUCUUUGACAACCAGGAAGCGGAAAGAAGUGAGGAGGAUGAAAACGGGGAUUGGCACACAUGUCCCAAGUGCGAGUGUAUUUUUGAUACAUCGCAAAUUUUGGGGGCACAUACAAGGUUGGUCCAUGGCAGAGAGGAGAGUAACGAAGAAAGAAAAAAACGACUCUCUGGGAAAGGUAAAAUACCAUACCCUAAACAAAAUCAUCCGGAGGUCCAUAGUAAGUCUCUCGAGAUCAAACCCGAUGAGGAAGUUGCAAAGAAGGCUGAGGCAACAGAGUAA